AUGGAAAAAGAAGGAGGACUCGUUAACAGACCACCACUUCUGGUUGGUGACUCAAACUAUGACUACUGGAAAUCACGUAUGACAGCUUUUCUAAAGUCUAUUGAUAAUAAGACCUGGAAAGCAGUUAUCAAAGGCUGGAACCAUCCAGUUAUUGUUGACAAAGAAGGGAAAUCAACACUUGAAUUGAAGCCUGAGGAGGACUGGUCCAAAGAAGAAGAUGAGUUGGCUCUUGGAAACUCUAAAGCACUGAAUGCAUUGUACAAUGGAGUUGACAAACACAUUUUCAGACUUAUAAAAAAAUGCACCUCUGCAAAGGAAGCUUGGGAGAUACUCAAAACAGUACAUGAAGGUACAUCUAAGGUGAAAAUAUCAAGGCUACAGCUUCUAACCACUAAGUUUGAAAAUUUAAGGAUGAAGGAUGAUGAAAGCAUUCAUGAGUUUUACAUGACUAUACUUGACUAUGACAAUCAAUUUGAUGCUUUAGGAGAAAAGAUAUCUGAAGAACGACUAGUAAGGAAAAUGCUUAGAUCUCUCCCUAAGAAGUUUGACAUGAAAGUUACUGCUAUAGAAGAUGCUAAGGAUAUCUCAGAAAUGAAGCUUGAUGAGUUAAUUGGAUCCCUGCAAACAUAUGAAGUGGCUGCAAAUGAAAGAACAGAAAAAAAGACUAAAAGCAUAGCCUUUGUUUCUAAUGCUGAAGUUGAAGAACAACAGGAUGAGAUGGAAUCUGAUGAAAGCAUCUAUGAUGCUAUUGUGCUUUUAGGGAAACGAUUUAAUAAAGUCUUGAAGAGAAUGGACAUACGACCUAGAACAAAUGCUACAGACAUUAGUCGCAACAUCAAUAGAAACAUCAGCAACCAGAGAAAACCAAGGACAGAUGAUAAACCCAAUCAAAGUAAAGGUGUCCAGUGCCAUGAAUGUGAAGGAUAUGGACAUAUCAGGACUGAGUGUGCAACUUAUUUGAAGAAGCAAAAGAAGGGUCUAUCGGUUUCUUGGUCUGAUGAAGACGACUCUGAAGGAGAAGCAGAGACUGCAAAACAUAUUAAUGCUUUGACAGGUGUAUGUACAUCUGACAACGAAUCCUGUGAUGAAGAGCUAACCUAUGAAGAACUAGCUGAUUCUUAUAAGGAGUUGUGCCUCAAAAGUGAAGAAGUGUGCAGAAUUCUAGAAAAGCAAAAGAAGACUAUUGCUCAACUGCAGGCUGAAAGAUAUGAUAAUUUAUCAAAAAUCUCAGAGCUCAAUAAAGAGGUAACUGAACUAAACUCCCACCUUAACAACCUAAAGAAACAUGUAGUAAUGUUAAAUAAAGGAACUGAAUUGUUGGAUGAGAUACUGGAAAAUCAAGCCUCUCCCGGCAAAGCAAAAGCAGCCAUUGGCUAUAAUUAUCAGCAUGAUAAUAAACCAAAGGAUUACAAUCAAGACACUAAAUACAUACCACUUAGACAAACAUUUCCCACAAUGUAUGGCAUAGUGUCACCACACCUGUCUGCAGAAACUGUGAAAGGACAGAGACAGAUGUUACCACAUGUGUCUGCACAUCGUCAAAGAAAGCAGAAAAAUACAUAA
Messenger RNA from Trifolium pratense (red clover), 1563 nucleotides. RefSeq lists its product as uncharacterized. Gene Ontology annotation, molecular function: nucleic acid binding; zinc ion binding. The transcript has a single exon. The coding region runs from base 1 to 1563 and encodes 520 amino acids. Lineage: Eukaryota; Viridiplantae; Streptophyta; Magnoliopsida; Fabales; Fabaceae. The record is from RefSeq and is a predicted model, not a curated record.